Molecule: messenger RNA, 2124 nt
Organism: Lytechinus pictus (painted urchin)
Lineage: Eukaryota; Metazoa; Echinodermata; Echinoidea; Temnopleuroida; Toxopneustidae
Product: voltage-dependent calcium channel subunit alpha-2/delta-4-like
Exons: 23
Coding region: 1-2124 (707 amino acids)
Cellular component (GO): voltage-gated calcium channel complex
Molecular function (GO): voltage-gated calcium channel activity
Source: RefSeq, a predicted model, not a curated record
AUGUUGAUGGAAAAGAAACAACAACCCAAAAUCAAUCCCAGGGACUUAAAUGAUUACAGUGCAGCGGCGCUGAAUGUCGGAAUGCAAUAUGGCAGCGAACAGAAUAUAGAGAUCUUACCGGUCAACGGAGAGGAUCUGGUUCAAAGCAUGGCUAACCAGAUGCAAACAAUGUUGCAAGACAAGGCAAAAGCUGUCGAGAGAAUCGUUCAGUCGGCUGAGGAAGGUUUUCUGAAUCAUGAUUACGACAAUGCAACAGAGUUCACAUACUACAAUGCGAUCCUUGUUAAUACGAAUACUACAGUGGAUCCGGAUUUGGAGAAAGAUAUCCGGAAAGAACUGGACGUUACACCGGAUAGCCACUUUGACAACAUACCAAUCAACACUACUAUUGCAACUAUUCAAGUGCCAACUAAUGUAUACAAUCAAGGUAUUGAAUUGCUGAAUAGUAUUGAAGCGACGGUCCUCUUAGACGAAACCUAUCACGAGAAUUACCAGAAUGACCCGACUUUGACUUGGCAGUACUUUGGAAGCAGGACAGGAUAUUUCAGAGUCUACCCAGGGUAUAGAUGGAUCCCUCCUAUAGAGGAUCUCGAUCUGUACGAUUGCAGAGUACGUGGCUGGUAUGUUGAAGGGGCGACCUCUCCCAAGGACGUGGUCAUCCUAGUUGACAUGAGCGGUAGCAUGACCGGACUCUACGUCGAGAUCGCCAAAUACGCCAUCAAAAAGAUCCUCGACACCUUUGGCGACAACGAUUUCGUCAACGUCAUCAGUUUUAACGAAACUACCAAGUUCAUACAGCCAUGUUUCAACGAUACCCUCGUGCAAGCUACCUCAGAUAACAAAAAUUUGAUUAAAGAUGCACUGACUAGAUCAGUCCCCAAACUAGAGCCGUAUGGUAUGGCGGACCUAUCAAAAGCUGUGAGACACGCUUUUAAUUUACUUAGUGAUUUCAACAGCACCAACCGUGGUUCUGGAUGCAACCAAGCUAUCAUGAUCAUCUCCGACAUGCUCACAGAAACAGCGGAAGACGUCUUCGGGGAACUCAACCCAAAUCAAACGGUCAGGGUAUUCACCUACCAGACAGGCAGGGAGGUAGACGGGCCUACAAAUCUCAUCAAGGUCGCUUGUGAAAAUCGAGGCUACUACACCAGAUUAGCAACGAUAUCUGACGUCGAAGAACACGUAACGAGUUAUCUCCAUGUGCUCAGUCGGCCGAUGGUAAAUAAGCGACUACGUAAAACAGUCUGGAGUAGCGUCUACUGGGAUGCUUUGGGGCUUGGAUUAACAUGCUCGGUAUCUCAGCCAGUUUUUAACGUAAAAAACGAAACGAUGGACAAGGGAAUUCUUGAAGGAGUAGCAGGUUGCGAUGUUCCCAUCAACGAACUGAAAAAGUUUACUCCACCAUUUAAGCUUGGUGUGAACGGAUACUCGUUUGCGAUUACAAAUAACGGAUACAUCCUCUACCAUCCGGAACUGAGGUAUCUUCAUACAGAUGGGACCGUAAAACCGAAUUACAACAGUGUGGAUCUAGCCGAGCUUGAACUAUCCGAUACCGAUGAUGUGGAUUCUUCCAAAUGGAGUUCUGCACAUCUCGUUUCGGGAAAGGAGCUCCGUGAUGAGAUGGUGGACAGACUUUCUGGCAGCGUUACUAUGGAGAUUAAACAUAUGUUUAAUGAUAUGAAAAGAGUCAGCAUUCGACGCAGUAAAUAUUAUUUCACUCCUCUCCACGACACCCCUUACAGCUUGGGAAUUUCACUCCCUGAAUCAUAUGCGAAUAAACAUCUAGAAACUCCAGCUCUGUUCGAUCAAGAGCCUUCAGAUAAUCAAUCUUCCGCUGAUGUGUGCGAGAUACAACAAGCUGCCAGACUAUUGUUUGGAGAUGGGACCCUCGGACAAACGAUCAUAGCAAACUGGCUGUACUGCAAGAUCAAUUACAGUUCUUCUGAGCGAUACGAAGGAGAGGAACACGUCGCUCGAUUCCUCCAGGAUGCGGCUAAGAAGGAAGGGAAACUGAGUUCCACAUGUGAUACUGUCAUGGUCAACCACCUUAUAUUUGAUGCCAACGUCACUCGCUUCAUGCCGGAUUACUGGAAAUUAGUUUACGGUGAAGCACUGCCGAGGUGA